Dictyostelium discoideum AX4 is the source of this 879-nucleotide messenger RNA. RefSeq names its product 60S ribosomal protein L5 (gene rpl5). Gene Ontology annotation, molecular function: structural constituent of ribosome; 5S rRNA binding. The record is from RefSeq and is a predicted model, not a curated record. The transcript is spliced from 2 exons. Gene Ontology annotation, biological process: translation. Gene Ontology annotation, cellular component: ribosome; cytoplasm; nucleus. Bases 1 to 879 code for a protein of 292 amino acids. Lineage: Eukaryota; Evosea; Eumycetozoa; Dictyosteliales; Dictyosteliaceae.
AUGGGUUUCGUCAAAGUCGUUAAAACUAAAGCUUACUACAGCAGAUAUCAAGUCCAAUUCCGUAGAAGACGUGAAGGUAAAACUGAUUAUCAACAAAGACACAGAUUAAUCACUCAAGAUAAGAACAAGUACAACUCACCAAAAUACAGACUUGUUGCUCGUAUCACCAACACUGAUGUUAUUGCUCAAGUUGUCUACUCUAAGAUUGUCGGUGAUUUCGUCUUAUGUGCAGCUUACGCUCACGAAUUACCAAGAUUCGGUGUCAAAGUUGGUCUCACCAACUAUGCUUCAUGUUAUGCUACCGGUCUCUUAUUAGCUCGUAGAUUAUUAGCCAAAUUAAAAUUAGCCGAUCUCUACAAAGGUGCUGAAAAAGUUGACGGUAAAGUUUUCCUCGUCAAACCAGUCGACGACAAACCAAGACCAUUCAAAGCUAAUCUCGAUGUUGGUCUCGCUCGUACCUCAACUGGUGCUAAAGUCUUUGCUGUCCUCAAAGGUGCUGUCGACGGUGGUAUCUACGUCCCACACGGUGAAACCCGUUUCGCUGGUUACAACGCUGAAAGCAAGAAAUUAAACGCUGAAACUCUCCGUGGUUACAUCUUUGGUAAACACGUUGCCUCUUACAUGACCUUAUUACAAACUGAAGACGAAGAUGCCUACAAAAAGAUCUUCUCUCAAUACAUCAAAAACGGUGUUGCUCCAAAAGAUAUCGAAACCAUCUAUGCCAACGCUCACAAAGCCAUCAGAGCCAACCCAGCCCCAGCUGCCAAAUCAACCAAAUCAUACAAAGAUAUCAAAUCCAAGAACCUCAGCAAGAGAACCCUCAAACAAAAGAAAGCUCGUGUUGCUUCCAUCAAAGCUUCAUACAAAGCUCGUCUUUAA